Molecule: messenger RNA, 832 nt
Organism: Sesamum indicum (sesame)
Lineage: Eukaryota; Viridiplantae; Streptophyta; Magnoliopsida; Lamiales; Pedaliaceae
Source: RefSeq, a predicted model, not a curated record
UACCUAGGAUUUUAGGAUAAUGCUUUCUUCCACUGAUGCAUCAACAUCCUAUCAACGGCUAGAAACGACAGGUGCAACUUAACUCCAGUAGGCAGCUUCACAUGUUAUCAGACAUGCCAUCCUCUCCUAUAAAUUAGUUAGGCCAUCCCUUCUCAACUGCCACUUUGAACUAGUCCAAGAAAAGAGACUCCACUCUUUAGCCAUUAAUGCAUUACAGAAGAAGCACAGCCUCCUCAAUCUCUGAGGUGUUUUCUCUGAGCCCUCUACCUUAUCCAGUCCUGCUAAUCUUGGCCGUCAUCUUCAUCUUCCUCAGUCUCCAAUGGUACGUCUCUUACGAAUCCAUCGUGGAGGCCACCGAGGAGGGCAUGGGGUGGCUGCUGAUGGCAGCACCACUAGUCUUGCUGUUUGCUGUUAGGUGGCUGUCGACUCUCGACAGCCCGCCCUGUUGGUGGUUCUCUCCAAGGUCGCCAUGGGAAAGGCGGCAGAGUGAGUACUUCGGGGCGGGGGAGGGCGGAUCGCCAUGGGGGGUGGCAGCGUUGAUCUUGUUGUUGCUUGUGUUGGUGCAGUACCAGUCUGUGUUUCUUGAGAGUUGGUUUAUAUGAAAAUCUUUAGUGUGUUUCAAGGACUGUGUUCGGUGGAGGGUUUAAUCAUGCAAGACGAUGUUGUACAUAGUGAAAUAGGUAAUGGAUGGUUGGAUCUGUGUUGUUAACUCUGAUGGCUGUUAACUUUGUCGGUUGAUGUUUAGUUAUUAAUGAUUUUGAGGACCACUAGAGUUGUGGUUUGUAAUGUUGUUGAGCCCAAUAGUUCUUUACAACUUUUUCGUCUUUGUUUA